UGUAAAAGAGAAAGAAAUUAAGGCAGAGGGAUCUGGCACCACAUUUGGUGUUUGGGUGAGUAAACCAUGGUCCCGACCAGAGAGAUUGCUAGUAUCAGGGACGAAAUCAGCAUUGGCAGGGAGGUUCAGCAUCAGACCCCGGAGUCGGACUGCAACGGUUACUCCUGUAAUGCAAAGCGUAUGCCCCUGCGCCCUGCCAGUCCCUCGAGACCGCCCCGGGAACCGGGCAGCCAGAUCCAAUGGGGAGACUUGGUCCUGCACAAGCUACGGAGCUCCCGGAAACUUUCCUCUGCGCUUUGCGCUGGCUCGCUCUCCUUUCUGCUGGCGUUGGUGGUGAGGCUGGUCCGAGGAGAGAUCAGCUGUGACCUGGAGGAGAGUCAGGAGGAGGCGGAGGCGGCGGCAGCGGCGGCAGCGGCGGCGGCGGAGGAGGAAGCAGCAGCAGCAGCAGGAGGAGCAGCAGCAGCAGCAGCAGCAGCAGCAGCAACUGAAGGGGGCGUCUUAAAUCUGCCUCGGGGAGGUCCGCUGAGCGGAGCCUGGCAGCUCAGCUUUGGGCUGCAGCCCGCGGCGCUGCUUUUCGGUUUCCUGUGCGCCUUCUUUUGGAUGGGCUUGUACUUGCUCCGCUCAGGGGUCCGCCUGCCUCUCGCGCUCGUGCUGUUGGCCGCCUGCUGUGGAGGGGAAGCAAUUGUCCAUAUCGGACUGGGAGUUCGCGAGGAUCACUUACUAUCUCUCCCCGCCACGGGAGUGGUGCUCAGCUGCUUGGCGGCCGCGACAUGGCUGGUGCUGAGGCUGAGACAGGGUGUCCUCAUGAUCUUCUUGAUUAGUGCGGUUAGGACCGCGUCUCUGAUUUCCUUGGAGAGGGUCAAGGUCGCUUGGAGGCCGUACCUGGCUUACUCAGCCGGGGUAGUGGGGCUCCUUCUAGCCAGGUACCCGGAAAAAAUCCUGCCCCAAUCAAGAGGAGCGGUCCGGAGAGAGGAUUUUGGCACCCAGUUGGUUGUGGGUACUAAAGAAGAAGUCCUGGUGUUUAAGAGGAGGAGAAGGUCCAGCUCCAUGAUCUCCGCCGAGAUGUCCGGCUGUGGCAGCAAAUCUCAUCGCAGAACCUCUCUUCCUUGCAUACCUAGAGAACAGCUCAUGGGACAUUCUGAAUGGGACCACAAACGAGGGUACAGAGGAUCACAGUCUUCAGGUACAAGUAUUACUGUUGAUAUUGCUGUGAUGGGAGAAGCACACGGACUUAUUACAGACCUCCUUGCAGAUCCUUCUUUGCCACCAAAUGUGUGUACAUCCUUAAGGGCUGUGAGUAAUUUGCUCAGCACACAGCUGACUUUCCAAUCAAUUCACAAGCCAAGAGUGAGUCCUCUGGUUUCCUUCAGUGAAAAUUAUACCUGUUCUGACUCAGAAGAAAGCUCUGAAAAAGAGAAACUGGCUAUUCCCAAGCGCCUGAGAAGGAGUUUGCCGCCGGGAUUGCUGAGACGGGUUUCAUCCACUUGGACAACCACCACGUCUGCCACAGGUCUGCCCACGCUGGAGCCUGCCCCGGUGAGGAGAGACAGGACGGGCAGCUGCAAAUCUCAGGAAGCCCCUUCAUCCAGUGCUGUUAAUCCUGAUUCUUGGAAUAUGAUGGCCAUGACCAAAAGCAGGUCCUUCUCUACUUCCUAUGCUGUCUCUGCAGCUAACCAUGUGAAUUCUAAAAAGCAAAGUCGAACAGGUGUUCUAGCUAAAAUUUCACCUCUUUCAUCCCCAAGUCCUUCGCCUAUUCAGGGAAGCCCAGUCAAUAGUCCAAUCAGCAAAAUCUCUGCAAUGCAAUUUCCAGAAUCUACUGAAGUAACUCCCAAACAAGGCUUAAGCUCUCACAGAAUCCUAACAUAUACACAGAGUGCACCAGACCUUUCUCCACAGAUCUUCACCCCACCUGUUAUAUGUACCAGCUGUGGCAGACCAUACAAUCAAGGGAACUCUGAUGAUGGGGCAUUGGGAAGUGGCAGUGUAGCCACACAUUCACCAAACAGAACAGAUGAUACAGCUCAAGUUACUUCUGACUAUGAAACCAAUAAUAACAGUGAUAGCAGCGAUAUUGUGCAGAAUGAAGAUGAACAAGAGUGCUCUAAAGAUUCACUGAGGAAAGAAUCUCAACAUAGCACAUAUACUCCUGAAACCAUCAUAUUUAUGCCAGACAAGCCUAUUCUUGCUCCAGAACCUCUUGUCAUGGAUAACUUGGACUCAUUAAUGGAAAAGCUAAAUACUUGGAAUUUCCCAAUCUUUGAUUUGGUGGAAAAGAUAGGGAAAAAAUGUGGCCGAAUUCUGAGUCAGGUAUCAUACAGACUUUUUGAAGAUAUGGGACUUUUUGAAACUUUUAAAAUUCCAAUAAGGGAAUUUAUGAAUUAUUUUCAUGCCUUGGAGAAUGGAUACCGGGAUAUUCCUUAUCACAACAGAGUCCAUGCCACUGAUGUUUUACAUGCUGUUUGGUAUCUAACUACUCAGCCUAUUCCAGGUCUCUCCACUGUGAUUAAUGACCAUGGAUCAGCAAGUGAUUCAGAUUCGGACAGCGGAAUCACACACGGACACAUGGGAUAUGUAUUUUCAAAAAAGUAUUCAGCAGUAGAUGAUAGAUAUGGAUGCCUGGCUGGCAAUAUCCCUGCCCUAGAGCUGAUGGCUCUUUACGUGGCUGCAGCUAUGCAUGACUAUGAUCACCCAGGAAGGACCAAUGCUUUUUUGGUUGCAACUAGUGCACCUCAGGCGGUACUAUAUAAUGACCGUUCAGUUUUAGAAAAUCAUCAUGCAGCUGCUGCGUGGAAUCUCUUCAUGUCCCAGCCAGAGUAUAACUUCUUAGUCAACCUUGACCACGUGGAAUUUAAGCAUUUUCGUUUCCUUGUCAUUGAAGCAAUUUUGGCCACUGACCUGAAGAAACACUUUGAUUUUGUAGCCAAAUUUAAUGCCAAGGUUAAUGAUGAUGUUGGCAUAGAUUGGACUAAUGAAAAUGAUCGUUUAUUGGUUUGUCAAAUGUGCAUAAAGUUGGCUGAUAUCAAUGGACCAGCUAAAUGUAAAGAACUUCAUCUACAGUGGACAGAUGGCAUUGUCAAUGAAUUUUAUGAACAGGGAGAUGAAGAGGCCAGUCUUGGACUUCCUAUAAGCCCUUUUAUGGACCGUUCUGCACCUCAGUUGGCAAAUCUUCAGGAAUCUUUCAUCUCUCAUAUUGUGGGGCCAUUGUGCAACAGCUAUGACUCUGCAGGACUAAUGCCUGGGAAAUGGGUGGAAGACAGUGAUGAAUCAGGAGGAGACACAGAUGACCGGGAAGAAGUAGAACAACCAACAACUGAAGAAGAAACUUGUGAAAAUGCUGAAUCUACAGGACAGCAAAAGUUCAAACGGAGGAAAAUCUACUGCCAAAUAACUCAACACCUCCUUCAAAACCACAAAAUGUGGAAGAAAGUCAUUGAAGAUGAGCAACGACUAAGCAGUGGGAUGGAAAAGAUAAGUCUAGAAAAAUCCAACAUGCACCAAUCCUCAGAGCAAAUACAAGCUAUCCAGGAAGAAGAGGAGGACAAAAGGAAACCCAAAGGAGAGAACACAACUACAGAUAUGACCCAAUGA
Molecule: messenger RNA, 3588 nt
Organism: Gracilinanus agilis (Agile Gracile Mouse Opossum)
Lineage: Eukaryota; Metazoa; Chordata; Mammalia; Didelphimorphia; Didelphidae
Gene: PDE3A
Product: phosphodiesterase 3A
Exons: 16
Coding region: 67-3588 (1173 amino acids)
Biological process (GO): positive regulation of oocyte development; oocyte maturation
Cellular component (GO): cytosol
Molecular function (GO): 3',5'-cyclic-AMP phosphodiesterase activity
Source: RefSeq, a predicted model, not a curated record